Paraglomus occultum is the source of this 712-nucleotide messenger RNA. The record is from the annotation of a GenBank genome assembly. NCBI's taxonomy places the organism in Eukaryota, Fungi, Glomeromycota, Glomeromycetes, Paraglomerales, Paraglomeraceae.
UGACAGUGUAGAAAUUCCAGUGUCUCGUCAACUGCUUUGUAAUGUCUCUGAGGCAUUUGCUAGAAUGUUGAAUGGAUACUUUGUCGAGUCCUCCCAAUCACGAAUUACGCUUGAAGAAGUAACCGCAGAAUGUCUUAUCACUUUCUCAGAUUUCAUAUUGAAAGCAGUUUCAUGCAAUCAUGUUUGUGAUGUCGCGGCAGACACAAUGGCUUUGGACGACAUUCUUGGUUUAUGGAGUUUCUCCGAUAAGUAUAUAAUGGACUAUCCAAAGCAAUGGUGCGAGAGAUGGAUGCUUGAACAUAUUAGAGGCAAUCAUGUGAGGUUUAAUGAAAUGAGAAUUCUUGGAGACAUUUUAAAGAUAUACAGAUUCUUUACGGAAAAUUUCCUUAGUGGAGAUCCAAUUAAUGAAGAGAAGGAUGAUGGAAUGGACACUUAUCGUAUUAUAGUAAAAGAAUGCAUAAAACGCCUGAUAUUACAAUUCGGGAAAGUAGUAAUGACAAAUGAAUACGAAGAAUGGAUUAGAGAGAGUAAAAUAAUAGAUGGAUACUAUGAGGUAGAGAUUGAUAUUGAUAUGGAUAGACAUGAAAAUAAUAACGAUGAACACGAUUUAUGUAAUGAUGGACCCCUAGUUUUCUUUGAUCAAGUAGAACAACUGUUGCUACACAUAUUUAGGACUGUAGUGACAACCAACGACUUACUUUCGAUUAAAUAG